Molecule: messenger RNA, 3548 nt
Organism: Hevea brasiliensis (rubber tree)
Lineage: Eukaryota; Viridiplantae; Streptophyta; Magnoliopsida; Malpighiales; Euphorbiaceae
Product: putative disease resistance protein RGA1
Exons: 2
Biological process (GO): defense response to other organism
Molecular function (GO): ADP binding
Source: RefSeq, a predicted model, not a curated record
UUAAAUAAUUAAAAAAUAAAUUUUAAUUAGGUUUAGGGGGAAAAAGCAAAUUCAUGCCUCAGUUGAGUUGACUUUUUUUUAUAAAACUAACAGGUGAUUUUUGCGGAUAGCUAGUGCUUUUCAUCCUCUCAGCCUGACUUUUAAGCUCGCCCUUUGGCUCUUUUCUUUGUAUUCAGCCAUUUGCAUCUCGUUGACCAUUCUGGUUCAUGCCUGAAGCUUCAGGUUCACACAAGAUGGCAGAGGCAAUUCCAUUUGGUGUAGCUACUGAGAUACUGACCAAGCUGGGCUCUUCUCUCUUCCAAGAAAUCGGGUCUUUGUAUGGUGUGAAAAAGGACUUGCAGGAGCUUGAGAACACGCUUUCCACCAUCAAAGCCGCUCUUCUUGAUGCUGAGGAGAGACAAGAAAAGAGCCAUUUGGUGCAAGACUGGAUAAGAAAGCUUAAAGAUGUUGUCUUUGAUGCUGAUGACUUGCUGGAUGCAGCUGCAACCAGAGCUUCACAGCUUCAGGUGGAGACUCAUGGUUGGAAAAUCGAAAAGGUAUCUCCAAAUUCAAUCGCUUUUAGAGGCAAAAUUAGCCGUAAAAUUAAGAACAUCAGAGGGAGAUUAGAUAGAAUUGCAGAAGAUAUGGGUAGGUUCAAUUUCAGGGAGAGAGUCGUAAACUUGCAAGUUGGGAAUAGGGAGAGGGGGCAAACUCACUCUUUUGUUCUGACUUCAGAAGUUGUUGGUAGAGAUAAGAAUAAAGAGGAAAUUAUAGAAUUGCUUAUGUCCUCUGGCAAGCAGGAAAAUUGUUCCAUUAUUCCAGUUGUUGGUAUUGGAGGUUUAGGUAAAACUACUCUUGCCCAAUUCGUUUAUAGUGAUGAAAGGGUGGUUAACUUUUUUGAAAAGAGGAUGUGGGUGUGUGUUACUGAAGAUUUUGAUGUAGAAAAGGUUGUUCGAAAAAUCUUAACUUCCAUGACAAAUGAUGAAGUGGGUAACUUAGAUAUGGAUCUGUUGCAAAUUCGCCUUCGAGAAAAAUUGAUUGAUAAGAGGUACCUUCUUGUUUUGGAUGAUAUGUGCAAUGAGAACCUUGAGAGAUGGAUCUGCUUGAAAAAUUUGUUAGUAGGUGGUGCUAAGGGGAGUAAGAUUCUUGUGACCACUCGAAGUAGAAAAGUUGCAUCUGUUAUGGGUGUGGAAUCCUCAUACUUGUUGAAAGGUCUAACUGAAGAAGAAUCUUGGACAUUGUUUAAGAAAGUUGCAUUUCCAGAGAGACAGGAGACAGUUGAUGCAAACCUGGAAGCAAUUGGUAAAAGAAUAAUUGAGAGGUGCAAAGGAGUCCCUCUAGCUGUAAAAACUUUGGGGAGUGUUAUGCAAUUCAAAACAGAGGGCAACAGCAUCUGUAAAGAUCAGUUGAUCCUGCUGUGGAUGGCACAAGGUUAUAUUCUAUCUUCAGGUGGAAAUCAGAAUUUAGAGGAAAUUGGUGAUCAAUAUUUCAAUGAUUUGCUGUUGAGAUCAUUUUUUCAAGAGGUUGAAAAAGAUGAUUGUGAUAACAUAAUAAGUUGCAAAAUGCAUGACCUGAUACAUGAUCUUGCACAAACUGUAGCAGGGACUGAUUGCUCAAUUUCAGGAAUUGAUGUUGAAAAUACAUCUGGAAGAGUACGCCAUUUGUCAUUUGAAGGGUCUCUAUACUAUGCAUGGGAAGUUCCAAGGCACUUAGGGAAGGUAAAGGGAUUGAGGACCUUCCUUUUACCUGUUAAUGAUCGUUGGAUAAAUGAAUCCAGUCAAGCCAUUCUUACUUCAAAUUUUAGACGAUUGCGUGUGUUGGACAUGCAUUGUUUAGGUAUUGAAAAGCUGCCAUGCUCCGUUGGUAAGUUGAAGCACUUGAGGUAUCUUGACAUCUCUGGUAAUAAUCUCAUAGAAAGACUUCCAGGUUCUAUUUGCAAUUUGCAGAACUUGCAAACUCUGCUGCUCUCACGUUGUGAAAGACUUGUAGAGCUGCCCAGGGACAUUAGAAAAUUGAUCAAUCUCAGACAUCUAGUGAUCAACAAAUGUCCUAGUUUGGCAUACAUGCCACCUGGACUGGGAGAAUUGACUUCUCUGCGGACAUUAUCAAGAUUCAUUGUGCCACGAGAUAAAGGGGCCGGGUUAGAUAGAGCAAAGCUUAAUGAACUUAAUGGCCUAAAUCUUCGCAAGGGUGAGAUAUGGUUUAAGAACCUUGAAUGCUUGACUGAUGCUGAUUCAGAAUCAAAGGAAGCAAACUUGAAGGAAAAGAAAUGCCUUCAGUUCCUAGGAUUACAAUGGAUCCCAACAGAGGCUGAUGUUAGUAAGAGUGAUGAAUCACUUUUGGAGAUCCUCCAACCUCAUCCAAAUCUGAAACAUUUAUGGGUGGAAGGAUAUGGUGGUGUAAAAUUUUCAAGUUGGCUUCCCUCACUUAGAAAUAUUGUUAGAAUUACCAUAAGAAAUUGUCCCAAAUGCCAGCAUCUCCCACCAUUGGAGCAUCUUCCAUCUCUCAGGUUUCUUCAUCUUCGCAAAUUAGCUGCUCUGGAAUACAUAGAAUAUGGUAUUAAUGAGAUCAUUUCUUCAUCACCACCAGAUACGGCUUUCUUUCCAUCACUAGCGGAGCUUUGGCUUUACAAUUUGCCUAAUUUCAAGGGAUGGAAACAGAGGGAAUUGAUUAAUGAGAAUGAUGGGACAGAAGCAUUAACAGCAAGCCACAAUCUAUAUCUGAAACACCUAUUUCCAUGCCUUACUCAAUUAACCAUUCAGAGGUGUUCCAAAAUGACUAUGAUGCCUUUCUUUUCUUGUCUGGAAUCUCUUCAUCUUAUCAAUUCUAGUAUGCUGGUGACAGCAUCAUCGACCUUCCCUACAUUUUUCUCCUCUUUAUCCGCCUUUUCAACUAUAGAGUUUCUGUUUAUUGAUAAAGAUGAAGAUCUUGAGUGUUUGCCAAAAGAAGGGCUGCAGAACCUCACUUCUCUCAAGAAAUUGCGGAUUAAAAAUUGUCCUAGACUAAAAUUUCUUUUACAAGGAAUCAAUUUUCUCACUCAACUCACAAGUCUGGAGAUCGGUGAAUGCAGCACGCUUGAUCUGUUUAAUGACAAUGGCAUCCAAUGGCAAGGCCUCAGGAGCCCGCGUCAUUUGAUUAUUGAUUAUCUUCCUUGACUUUUUGAUCUCCCAGAAAGGCUUCAGGAUGUUACUUCAUUGCAAGAACUCAGGAUUUUAAGUUGCUAUAAUCUAGUGGCUUUGCCUGAAUGGAUAAGGAACUUCUCAUUGCUUCAAGAACUUGAAAUUUCAGAUUGCUCUAGCCUACAAACACUACCUGAAGGGAUACGUGAGCUUGCCUCUUUACAGAAACUGAAGAUUGUCAAUGGUCCCAGCUUCUGCAGGCAAGGAUUAGUUUAAGAUUGUUCACAUCCCAGAGAUUGAAAUCCAAUGAAGAACAAUGUAAUCAAGGCAUUCUAUAUUCUCGCUGUUUGUAUAAAGUAUACUUUCACGCACCAACUUCUAGCUAUUUAUGUCUGCCUAAUUGUUUGAAAUGCUGAAGUAUCAGGUUUAUCAGUGCUAUUGAACUACAAA